Dermacentor albipictus is the source of this 1971-nucleotide messenger RNA. RefSeq names its product cytochrome P450 4c3-like. Gene Ontology annotation, molecular function: monooxygenase activity; heme binding; oxidoreductase activity, acting on paired donors, with incorporation or reduction of molecular oxygen. Lineage: Eukaryota; Metazoa; Arthropoda; Arachnida; Ixodida; Ixodidae. The record is from RefSeq and is a predicted model, not a curated record.
ACGGCGCCGUGGCCCGCCCUGUUGACGGAUGCAUUAUCGGAACUUCACUUGAGCGCAGCAACAAUGACGAUGUGAAGCAGGCUCCUUUCACCGCCUCGCUGUCGCGUUCCAGCUGCGAGGCGGCAAGCAGCGCUAUGGGUGCAGUCUUCCUCCACGGGCUUGGCGAUGUUCUACCCACAUUACUCGCUUCAUUCGCGCUGUAUUGCGGGGCCAUCGUUGUCGGUGCGUUUGCCUGCUUGGUCACCCUCUUGUACUACAUUAAACACAAGCAACGCGAGACGAUGGUCUACAUGGAGAAGUUUCCCGGGCGAACGGAGCCCAUCCCCAUGCUGACCACAUGGUCGAUACAUCGGACCCUUUCCAAAGAGGCGCAUCGUUUGGACGUCGGAACGCAUUUGUUCCAGCUGUCCACCGGAUUUUCUCGGGUGUACCAGAAACAUGGCAUGCUUCGAUUUUAUGACGCUACUCAUCCCAUUCUAGCAGUGUUCAAAGCUGAUCAUAUUGAGGAACUUUUGACAAGUAAUACAAUACUUAAGAAAGGUCAUGAAUACGACCUAUUAGGGCCAUGGCUUGGAACUGGUCUUCUUACAAGUUCAGGCUCAAAGUGGCGCUCUCGGCGGAAACUUCUGACACCUGCGUUCCAUUUUCGAAUCCUGGAGGACUUUCUGCCUGCCGUCAAUGAACAGUCCAAAGUCUUGGUACACAAACUUGGCCAGCUUGGAAAAGAACGUUCCUGCGACAUCGUUCCUCUAGUAACCCUUUGUGCUUUAGAUAUUAUAUGCGAUACUAUAAUGGGCUACACGAUCAAUGCUCAAAGCAACCAGCAUUCGGAUUAUGUUCAAGCCAUCCAAGUGCUUGGUCACAGCUUCACACGGCGCAUAGAGUCACCGUUAUACUGGAUAGACGCGAUAUUCCGUCUUUCAAAGCCUGGUAGGCUGUUCCAUCAGAAAAUUGGAGACCUUCAUCAAUUUACUCUCAAGGUUAUCCGUGAGCGAAAGGAAGAGCUUUUGUCGUGUCCCGAGCUACAAGAGUCUCUCGAGGAAACAUCUCUGGAAAGUGACAUCUACGGCGUGAAAGGAAAGACCAGGAAACCAUUCCUCGACAUCCUCCUCCGAGAACACAUCAAGGACCCUGAAAAUUUUACCGAAGAAGAUGUUCGAGAAGAAGUGGAUACUUUUAUGUUUGAGGGUCAUGACACGACAGCCAUGGGAAUGAGCUGGGCUCUGUAUCUUAUUGGUUUGUACUCCGAGCACCAGGAACUCAUGCACCAAGAACUGGACACCAUAUUUGGCGACAACCAGACCCGACCUAUCACUUCGGAAGACUUGAAGCAAAUGAAAUACAUGGAAUGCUGCCUAAAGGAGUCCCAACGAUUGUAUCCAUCAGUUCCAUUCAUCACCAGAACGUGCGAGCAAGACGUCAUGAUCGCUGGCCGAAAGGUACCGAAAGGCGCGGACAUCCAAGUUGGCAUUUACAACCUGCAUCGUGACCCAGAAGUAUUCCCCAAGCCCGAAGAAUUCAUUCCAGACAGGUUUCUUCCUGAAAACGUGAAAGGGAGACACCCUUUUGCUUUCGUUCCUUUCUCUGCUGGCCCAAGAAACUGCAUUGGUCAACGUUUUGCCAUGAUGGAAGAAAAAGUCGUCAUUGCCAACAUCCUUCGAAACUACAAGCUGGUUUCACUGCAUCAUCGAGACAAGAUCCGUGUCAUGGCGGAGCUCGUUUUGAGACCCAAGAGUGGUCUGCAUGUGAAAUUUAUCCCGAGGGAGCCUACAAAAUUGAAAUGAAAGCAUUCAGCGACAAUUCUUUCCUCCGAAGCUUUCACGCGUUGACUAAAGCACGUCUGCAAACGGACUGAAUAAAUGAAACAUAUGACAGCGACGGUCACCUCGCUUAUAUCUGCAGAUUUCUGUCAUUUCUAUAAAUAAUAAGCUCAAAGGCAGUAUAAAAUAAAACUAUUGCAUUCUGAUUUUA